AUGACCGACCAGUCUGGAACGCUGUCCUUGAUACUCGUUGAGAAACAUUCGUCGAGACCGAUCCGAGGACGCAGACGCGAUCUUGGCAACAAACUCGAUGCCUUCUUAAGAGAGGCAUAUGAAAUUAACCGAUCCAUCUCGUCCCUCCUGACCUAUUUGCGCUCCUUACGUUCUCCUUACCUAUCCAAUGCCCCGCCACCCCGCCACCCCAAGAGGCCAGACGCAGCUGCUCAUGCGGUGACUGGCGCUGCUGUGACCAGUCAAGAUGUGCCCGAGUAUCUGACCGAUUCCCAACGGGAAGCAAUCGACCACGAGACCUCCUCGGUGCUCCGGGAAAUCAACACCAAGAUCACCAACCUCUCUUCCGCAGUCAACCUGCAGCAUGAUACAGCGAUGAAAUUACUGGAGAAGAAGUAUGGGCGGCCAGAUGGCUUUCUCUGGCGCUGGGCAGCAGGGGACGGGGAUGCCCCCGACGCCGGGAAGUCGUCAAAACAGAUUGAGGAAGAGGGCCGGAUCAGGACACUCAAAUCGGUCCGAGACGGGGUCCUGUGGUACUUAAGCAAGAGGCUAAAUGACGCCAUCAUGGUCCAACAAGAGAUGGUAGAGAAGAGAUUGGAACGAGAACGACAGAAGCAGAUGAGUGCUCUCCAUGACCCUCGAAAUAAAGGCGUCCGGGCCGCUGGAGAGCCUGAAUUCAACACAGACGGUCCAGAGACCCUUCCCAACCGCGAUUUACGCGGCCACGACGAAUACAGACCUUGGAACGACACUCCUCGAAAAGACCAGACGCAGCAGCUGUCGGCCGAGCAAUUACAACUAUUUGAGGAAGAGAAUAGGAGCAUUUUCGAGCAUUUCAACGACCAGCUGGCCAAAGUCACCCAGGUGGAAAAGAGCCUGAUGGAGAUCAGCAGUCUACAGCAGACGCUGGUCGGGCAUCUCAGCGUUCAGGGCGAGAUGAUUGGGAGCUUGGUAACAGACGCGGCCAAUACGGAUGAAAAUGUGCGCAAGGGGAAUCGGGAACUGAAGAGGGCAAGUGAGCGAGGUAGCACUGCGCGCUUGGUCUUCUAUGCGACGGUCGGCUUUUGCUCGUUCUUGGUGGUCUGGGAUCUGAUCUUCUAG
Messenger RNA from Capronia coronata CBS 617.96, 1119 nucleotides. RefSeq lists its product as uncharacterized. NCBI's taxonomy places the organism in Eukaryota, Fungi, Ascomycota, Eurotiomycetes, Chaetothyriales, Herpotrichiellaceae. The coding region runs from base 1 to 1119 and encodes 372 amino acids. The record is from RefSeq and is a predicted model, not a curated record. Gene Ontology annotation, biological process: retrograde vesicle-mediated transport, Golgi to endoplasmic reticulum. The transcript is spliced from 2 exons. Gene Ontology annotation, cellular component: membrane; SNARE complex; endoplasmic reticulum.